AUGAUAACGAAAUUUUACCAACACAUCCUUUCCUUGGCAUUUGCUGUGGAUGAGAUCAACAAGAACCCCAUGCUCUUGCCCAAUGUUACACUUGGCUUCCACAUCUAUGACAGCUACUAUGAUGCAAUGGCAACUUAUCGCAGCACCUUAGAUCUCCUCUUCAAGUCACAUAAAUUCGUUCCCAAUUACAUAUGUGACACGCGGGAAAAUGUCAUAGCCGUCAUUGGUGGUCUUGGCUCUGAUAUUUCUUCCUUAAUGGCAGACAUUUUAGGUUUCUAUAAGAUUCCACAGCUCCAUCCUUUUCUUCAAGGCAAUUCCUUUAACAAUUCAGCUGGUGAAACUGUGUCCUUUAAUGAUAAGCAGGAAUCAGAGGGUGGAUUUGACAUCAUGAAUAUUAUAACAUUUCCAAAUCAGUCCUACCAGAAAGUGAAAGUUGGUAGGAUGGAUCCCAAUGCACCUGAAGGAAGAGAAUUAAUCAUUAAUGAAUAUAAAAUUGUGUGGUACGAAGAUUUAAACAAGACGCACCCCCUUUCUGUGUGCAAUGACCACUGCCAGCCUGGUAGUCAGAAGAAAAGGAGGGAAACAGAAAAGUUCUGCUGCUACGAUUGCAUUCCUUGUGCAGAAGGGAAGAUUUCAAACAAGAAAGAUGUGGCCGACUGCUUCCAGUGCCCAGAAGAUGAAUUUCCAAACAAGGACAAAAAUGAAUGCAUAACUAAAGUUAUAAGUUUUCUGUCUUUUGAUGAACCCUUAGGGAUCAUUUUGACCUCAGUUGCUCUCUUUUUUUGCCUGAUCACAGCCCUGGUGUUAGGAAUUUUUAUUAGGCACAAAGACACGCCCAUUGUCAAGGCCAAUAACCGGGACCUCACUUAUGUGCUCCUGGUCUCCCUCCUGCUCUGCUUCCACUCUUCUUUACUGUUCCUCGGCCAACCAGGAAAGGUAUCCUGCCUCCUCCGACAACCCACUUUUGGCACCAUCUUCUCGGUGGCUGUUUCAUGUGUGCUGGCAAAAACCAUCAUUGUAGUUCUAGCUUUCAUGGCCACCAAACCUGGGUCCAGCAUGAGGAAAUGGGUGGGCAAAGAACUAUCCAAUUUCAUUGUCCUUUGUUUUGCUCUUAUUCAAGCAUGUAUUUGUAUUGUGUGGUUAGCAACCUCUCCCCCAUUCCCUGAUUUCGAUCUUCACUCAGCAAGUGACAAAAUCAUUCUGCAAUGUAAUGAAGGGUCAGUCACCAUGUUUUACUGUGUCCUUGGUUACAUGGGCCUCUUGGCCAUUGCCAGCUUCACUGUGGCAUUCCUAGCCCGCAAGUUACCAGAUAGUUUUAAUGAAGCCAAGUUCAUUACAUUCAGCAUGUUGGCCUUUUGCAGUGUGUGGGUGUCCUUUGUUCCAACUUACCUGAGCACAAAAGGGAAAAACAUGGUGGCUGUGGAGAUCUUCUCUAUCUUGGCCUCCAGUGCUGGGUUGCUGGGUUGCAUCUUCUCCCCUAAAUGCUACAUUAUUAUGCUGAAGCCUGAAUUGAACACCAGGGAGCAAAUAGUAAGGAGAAAGAUGUAA
Molecule: messenger RNA, 1548 nt
Organism: Zootoca vivipara (common lizard)
Lineage: Eukaryota; Metazoa; Chordata; Lepidosauria; Squamata; Lacertidae
Product: extracellular calcium-sensing receptor-like
Biological process (GO): G protein-coupled receptor signaling pathway
Cellular component (GO): plasma membrane
Molecular function (GO): G protein-coupled receptor activity
Source: RefSeq, a predicted model, not a curated record